This is a messenger RNA of Oryza brachyantha (malo sina), 947 nucleotides long. RefSeq names its product DEAD-box ATP-dependent RNA helicase 10-like. Lineage: Eukaryota; Viridiplantae; Streptophyta; Magnoliopsida; Poales; Poaceae. The transcript is spliced from 3 exons. The record is from RefSeq and is a predicted model, not a curated record. The coding region runs from base 304 to 759 and encodes 151 amino acids.
CAACCGAAGCUUCGUCCGCGCGCGCGUGGAGCCAUUCAGCCAUGCCCAUGGAGGUGGAGGUGUCUCGCGAAUCCAUGGCGGAGGAGGUGGAGGUGCGUCGUGAAUCCGCGGGAGAGGAGGUGGAGGCGGAGGUGGAAGAGGAGGCGCCGGCCGCCGGCCGAGCGACGACCUUCGCGGAGCUGGUGGAGUCGUGCGACGCCAUGGGGAUUGGGGAGGAAGGAGCCCACCAGGAUCCAGGCGGAGGCCAUCCCCCUACGCCCUCCAAGGUAUUAGCUCCGUACGUUGUGAUGGCAACGGAGAUUGAUGGCGAGUUGGUUGGUUGCUGAAUUAGUCUGCGCAGGGAGGGACGUGAUCGGCGUGGGGGCAGACCGACGGGGUCGGGGAAGACGGGCCGCGUUCGUGCUGCCGAUCAUCCAGGCUCGAUCACCUGCGUGCUUGCGCCCACGAGGAUUAUGUUCAUCGUGUGGGCAGUCGUACAGGACAAUCAGGAUAUGCUGUAUCAGUGCAUCUUUAGUGAAUCAAUUUGAGGGCGAAUUUUUCAAGCUAACCGAGCAUCUCCUUGAGGGUAAACAAAUCCCGGAUCGCAAGGCUGAUGCAGAUGAAAUAAUGAUACUUCAUGACAGCAUAUCUGACGCAAAGAGGAUUGCACUGAAGACAAUGAACGAGAGUGUUUACCACAAGAGGAUGAGGGCAUGGAGAUGGAUGGAAGAUGGUCCAUCAAUAGAUCACGAAGACGAACCAGUGCAUGUAGCAGGCUAGAAUCUGUAUACAUAACACUGCUCUCACUCACACUAUGCUUAUUUAUUCAUUCACGUAGCAUUGUUGGAAGCAUUCCCGGACUGCAAUUAACAGCAUAAACAACAUAUAUGCUGCUAAUCUGCUACAGACCAGUUGAGAUACAGUUCGAGUUGGAAUUUACUCAGUCAAUUGCAAUCUCAUGUCCAGAU